Cornus florida is the source of this 2064-nucleotide messenger RNA. Its product is annotated as putative UPF0481 protein At3g02645. The record is from RefSeq and is a predicted model, not a curated record. NCBI's taxonomy places the organism in Eukaryota, Viridiplantae, Streptophyta, Magnoliopsida, Cornales, Cornaceae. The transcript has a single exon. The coding region runs from base 160 to 1857 and encodes 565 amino acids.
CAUUUCUUAUGACACACCAAUUAAAAUAAAUAUCAUGCUGUGAACUUCAAGCCCAUUUAAAGCCUCAAUUCGAUCUCAUAACUUCCCCAGCACCACCAUUCAUUAAACCAUAACUGAAACCUAGCUUACCCGAAACAAACAUUUCCUAGAGCAACUGACAUGUCUUCCUUGCAACUCACCAAUACCAUAACCUCGAACUUUGAUGAAAAACGAUGGGUGAUUCAAAUCCGUCGAACCAUAGAUGAAGAGCUCGAAGAGGAAGCUGAAAUCCCCGUCAGCAUCUUCAGCGUGCCCAAAACCCUAAUGGCUAGUGAUCCAGAUUCAUAUAUUCCACAACAAGUUGCACUAGGUCCAUACCAUUAUUGCCGUCCCGAGCUCUACGAGAUGGAGAAAUAUAAGCUUGCUGCCGCCAUAAGAAUGCAGAAACAGUUCCAGAGCCUCAAGUUCCAACAUCUUGUCAACCAGAUGAUAGAGCUGGAGCUAAGUAUUCGAGCUUCCUACCACAAAUACCUAGAUUUCAAUGGUGAAACCUUGGCUUGGAUGAUGGCAGUAGAUGCAUCCUUCAUGCUAGAGUUCCUUCAAAUCUAUGCUCUCAAAGAAGGUAAGACUCCAACCCGAAUUUCAUCUAGAAUGUCCCAUUUGGUUGAUAUUUCAGGCAGAAAGUCAGCCCACAAUGCCAUUCUUCGCGACAUGGUCAUGUUGGAGAAUCAAAUCCCACUCUUCCUACUAAGGAAGACGCUAGAAUUCCAAUUUUCAUCGUUGGAAUUGUCAGAUGAUAUGUUACAUUCCAUGUUAAUGGGAUUGUGCAAGGAGCUUUCUUCCUUCAAGAUGAUGGAAGAAUUUCCAAAAGUUCAAGUCUCCGAGAGCUCUCACUUGCUAGACUUUUUGUACCAUUUGAUAGUGCCCAAAUUGGAACUAGAUCAUCAAUCAUCCGAAAUAUCUGAAGUUCAUGAGAAUCGAGAAGAUUCCAAGAAAGGUGAAGAAGAUUCAUUUGGGAACUCAAGCUAUGUUAAACAAAUCCUUGAAGUGAUUUGGAAUCUCCUUUCAAAAUUAAACAAGGGUCCGGUAAGUCUUCUCAAGAGGGUAAUAUUCUCAAAGCCUGUCAAAGUGAUAUUAAAAUUGCCUUGGACAAUUGUCUCCAACCUUCCAGGGAUUAGUGUUUUGAAACAACCCAUUGAAAUGUUCUUCUCCCAAACAAAAGAAGAAGUAAAACCUGAAAAUGAGAGUUCUAAUUUGAAUGCUAACAUCAGCAAACCUCCACUAGUUGAGGAAAUCACAAUCCCUUCGAUCACCGAGCUCUUUGAAGCCGGUGUUCAUUUGUUACCCACUAAUGGUGGCAUCUCAACCAUUAGUUUCGAUGCUAAAAAAGUUACACUGUACCUCCCCACGGUUAGUUUAGACGUGAACACGGAGACAGUGUUUAGAAAUUUAGUAGCAUAUGAAGCUUGCAAUGCAUGCGGGCCACUGGUUUUCACUCGUUACACUGAAUUAAUGAAUGGGAUUAUUGAUAACGAAGAGGAUGCAAAGCUACUUAGAAAAAAAGGGAUUAUUUUAAACCAUUUGAAGACUGAUGCGGAAGUGGCCAACCUCUGGAAUGGAAUGAGCAAGUCUGUUAAGUUGACCAAAGUGCCCUUCUUAGAUAAAGUGAUUGAAGAUGUGAACAAGUAUUACAAUGGUGGGUGGAAGGUUAGAGUUGGGAAAUUCAUGAAGAGUUAUGUGUUUGCGUCAUGGCGAUUUCUCACACUGCUGGCUGCUGUUUUGUUCUUGUUGAUGACGGCCUUACAAGCCUUUUGCUCUGUUUUUACCUGUUCUCGUAUAUUCCGUAUCACAAACACAAACACAACUACAAGUUCGUGAAUGGAUUUUCUCCGUUCAUCAGACAGACUUGCAGAUUCUCUAGCCCUGUCCGUCGUCUGAUUUUGCUUGUGUUUCUCACUAAAGAUGGAAGGUUGUACAAUGACGUUGUGAUUGUAUUAAGUAGGUUGUAAUCAAUGCUUGUCAUGGUGCUGUGCUUAGUACGUACUGUUUGGAUUCUUUGCUUAAAUUAAGAUUUCUAUUGUGCUU